This is a messenger RNA of Cylicocyclus nassatus, 511 nucleotides long. The record is from the annotation of a GenBank genome assembly. Lineage: Eukaryota; Metazoa; Nematoda; Chromadorea; Rhabditida; Strongylidae.
UGAUUUUCUGACUUCCAGAGGUAUUGGUUGUUUUAGGAAAAAGGAAGUCUGUUCAGAGAGAAUUCUCUUGAAGCGCCUUUUUUGUGGGCGUAACCGUGUGGCUGGAAAUGGGCGAGCGAAGAAUGGCCAGUAUAUUUCCCGAAUGUGAUGAAUUGAAGCAGAACUACGAUAAAUGCUUCACCGAAUUCUUUCAAAAAUUCAUCACACCGAACUAUAGGCAUAAAUAUGCUGUGAAUCCCUGCGAUAGGCUCCAUCAAGCAUACCGGGAAUGUGUUGAACAACGACUGGCUAAGGAUCGACCUUUCGAAAUUGAUCUUGCUGAAGUCCAGAAAGAGUUCUUGAAUACAGAAGGAGACAAGUUGAAAGGUAGUCAGGAGGAAAAGUAGUGCUACUUUCACCUUGAUAUUCUAACAUUGUAAUUUCGUUGUUGAUUUGUUGUCAUAUUGUAUGAUAAAAUCAGUUGUAUGUAUAAAUUUUGCAAGAUUUAUGUAUGUAUAAAGUUUAUGGAGCC